GCUGACCAUUGUUGCCUCGAUGCAACCCGCGACGUCUGCCUAAUCCAGGCUGAAAGGCAACACUCUUUUUUUCAACCCUCAUCAUCCUCCCCUUCAAAACCAUCAAAAGCUCCGCUGUAUUCCGUCCAUUUCUGAGAGAUUUUGUAUCAAAUCAUCACCACAAUGUCCCAGAAUCGUCAAGAUUCUAUCGCCGACGACUGGCUUGAAGUCGAGAGCGCUGCGUCCGUCAUUUCGAUGGAUUCGCGGCCAUCGUCACCAUCCCCGUCCACUUCCCCGCAAGAGAUCCCUGCACCUGCACCUGCACCAGCGCCGCCAGUAGUCAUCGCGGCAUCCCACGGUGGCCCAUCAAAUCCCCCAUCACAGUUGCAGCUCCCUUUGCGCCCGAGAAAUAACACCAUCGUGUCGUAUAACGUCGUUCCGAUACGGCAGCCGCUCCCCUCGCAAGACUCUGAUGCACCCGAUACUAUCUGUCCAUCUCUAUCGUCACAAUCUGUACGGCCGCGGGGUGGUGCGGUGCAUGUAACAGAUUCCACUCUCGAGUCCAUCGCUAAAUGGCAGCGGUAUCAGCAUGAGAAGCUACUCCAAGAGUACAACGCAGACGUGGAGACCAAUGCUGCUGGUGAGUCCUCCACCAACCCGGAUCCAAGCGAUUAUCACAAGGCCUGCCAAGACGCCACUGCAUCUCUCGACGCUGUUGCCAAGCUAGCCAAAGACAUCGGAGGACAUGCAAUCUCUACAAUGAGCUUGAUUCGCUCGACGUGCAAGCAGCUCUGCAUACAAACGGCUGAUCUUGACAAGAUGCUAGAGGUCUACGCUCAACACUGGGCUGCCAAGGGAUCCAACAUGGCCUUGAUAGACAUUCCACUGAACCCCGACACUUGGGAAGCCCUGUCGGAGCUGAAGAAAGUUGUUCUGAAAACGCAGGAGACUCUUUCGAGUGUUGCUCCACCGGCAGACUUUGGCAGGCGUUUGACGGCGGCAGAUAUUCCGUUGAAUACCAAUUUGGAGCUAGCUCGGGGUCUCGAGGCGCUGGAGGACAUUCGGGACCUGUUUACAGAAUUUCUGCCCAUCUUGAAAGCGGACUUUGACGAGUUUAGAACCAAGCACAUGGGCUUCCCCCCCGCCGCACUGCCCGAUCGACCGCAUAAAAAGCCACAUCAACCACCGAACCCCAAAGUCCGCCAGAUUCGCGACGAGCUCUACACCAUGAAAGAUCACUUCGUCAUGAUAAACGUCUUUCUCUCCAGACUAAAAGACUCUUCUGCAUCGCCAAACGUGGCAGACCCUCUAGUCUUCAAGUCCCUCAAGCGCAUCACCACCGCCAUCUCCAAAGCGCUGACCAACAACCCCUCCGACUGGAUCGAGUCAGACAUGGAGUUGUCUUCUAGCAAGACCAUGUCGUAUGCUCAAUUCCUGACGCUGGAUACUGAUGUCUUGAGCCAUAUUUCAUCGCAUUUACAGGAUUUUCAAGAUGAGCUUGGUGUUGAUGCGAAGCCGGGAGAGGAUGGGUGUGACUUUUCGCAGGAGAUGAUUCAUAACCAUCAGGAGUUUAUGCUGUUGGAAGGUGGGCAGUUGCAGCAGCUGCGUUCGGUGAUUGAGUUUACUGAGAGUAUCUUGAUGACGCAGGGAUAAGGAAAUGUGGAGUGAUGAGAUUGUGAUGAAAAGAAAAUGAUUGGAGUUUGGUUGGAUUUACGAAAAUUGCUUUUUGGAUUGUUCUGUUGUUGGUAUCAGGCUGAUACAAAAAUACGUCACGCCGAUGGCUUUACACGCGCUCGAGGUUCUUAUCGCUGAUGGGUUAGGCUAAAUUGACGACUUGGUUUUGGUGGAUUUAUUUGUUCCAGGGACCCCGGCUAUGCGGCAACUGGAUGGAGAUAAGGUAUGGGAAAUCGUUCCAGGCCACGCCGAAUCUGGAAGUCCAGUAAGGACCCUUUGUUUGGGACAUGCGUCUGCCUGACCAGGCAUCUGAAUUUAUUUAGGUUGCUAGAUUUCUUACGUUGCGAUGUUACGUGGACCAGGAAGCAAGUGGAGAAGGGCGAAUAAUAUGAAUAGAUUGGUUGCGCAAUGGAAA
This is a messenger RNA of Fusarium verticillioides 7600, 2068 nucleotides long. RefSeq lists its product as hypothetical. The record is from RefSeq and is a predicted model, not a curated record. Lineage: Eukaryota; Fungi; Ascomycota; Sordariomycetes; Hypocreales; Nectriaceae. The transcript is spliced from 2 exons. The coding region runs from base 163 to 1632 and encodes 489 amino acids.